Oryza sativa Japonica Group (Japanese rice) is the source of this 1628-nucleotide messenger RNA. Its product is annotated as alpha carbonic anhydrase 1, chloroplastic. NCBI's taxonomy places the organism in Eukaryota, Viridiplantae, Streptophyta, Magnoliopsida, Poales, Poaceae. Gene Ontology annotation, molecular function: zinc ion binding; carbonate dehydratase activity. The record is from RefSeq and is a predicted model, not a curated record. Gene Ontology annotation, biological process: one-carbon metabolic process.
UUUGGACUCUGAACUUGUAAAGCUGUGAUCUUUAUGCAGAAAUUAAGCAAAGGGGAUAUAUUCUAUCAUAGUAUCAUCUAAUGAUUUGGCUUGUCACUUACAUUUACAGGUGAUAUAUUCCUUAUAUGCGUUCCUAUUUCCUUGUUUUUAUCGUGAACUAGCAUAAACAAUUCGCCUAAUUGUUGUCCUAGUUGGUUUUUCAUUUUGUGUGCGUGUGCACGUUUGUGUGGGGAAGGUGUUUGCCGUUCACUGGUCAUGGGCAUAUCUGUACAUAGGAUGCUUUUCUCUUGGCAUGAUUUUAUAAUAUUCUCUUAGUUGGCAUCUUGGAGAUGAGUCCCACUCAUCUUUAUAUAGUAUAAGGUGCUGAGGUGUGAAUGUGUGAUUAUCAGCAUAGCCGAGAUCAAUUUCGAGGUAGUAAAGUGACCUACAUUGUUUUUAUCAGUUAAAUUUAUAACUGCUUAGAACAGUUGUCUUAUUUUACGUCUGUUACAGAAGUUAUGCUAUUUGAUGGAGCUGGCACUGGACAAGACUGAGGAAUUGAUGCAUUCAUCCUGUGAUGCUACAAAGAGGACCUUGCUAUUUUCUAAUUACUGAAAGGGCAAGGCCACUCGGGAUCAACACAUCAACAUCUCUGAACUGGUCUACUUGUCUCUGCAGAGGAUCAAAUGAUAAAUGGGGACUGCUAAGAAAAGUGCAAUCUUUGUUGCACUGCUGUGCACUCACAUUCUUGUGAACCAUGCAUGUGACAGUGAUGUGGUAUUUGGGUACAGUGGGAGUACUGGUCCAGAGCAUUGGGGGAGCUUAAGUCCUAAUUUCACAACGUGCUCAAAAGGGACGUACCAGUCCCCAAUCAACAUUUUGAAAGAUGACGCAGUUUACAACCCAAAGUUGGAGCCCCUUGAAAUGGAUUAUACUGCUGCAAACACUACCAUUGUUGACAAUGUCUUCAAUAUUGCGCUACGUUACAACGACACUGCUGGGACUGUGAAGGUGGAUGGGAAAAAGUAUAAACUGAGGCAAUUGCAUUGGCACUCUCCCUCAGAGCACACCAUCAAUGGCCAAAGGUUUGCAGUGGAGCUCCACAUGGUUCACCAUUCUGAUGAUGGCAACAUUACUGUCAUUGCAGUCCUUUAUCGACAUGGGAAACCUGAUCCAUUUCUUUUUCAGAUAAAGGAUAAGUUGGCUGCAUUAUACUUAGAGGGCUGUAAAGCGGAGAAAGGCGAACCUCUUCCUGUUGGACUCGUGGAUAUGAGGGAAUUGAAGAAAGGCGCGGAUAGGUAUUUCAGAUACGUUGGAUCCCUCACGACACCUCCAUGCACCGAAAAUGUUAUCUGGAACAUUUUUGGAGAGAUAAGAGAAAUGACCAAAGAGCAGGCUGCUGCUUUGAGGGCCCCUUUGCACGGGAGUUACAGGCACAACCGCAGGCCGACACAGCCACUCAAUGGUCGCACCGUGCAGCUCAAUUACAUGUAACCCCAUAACGGUAAUCCAAAAGAUGCUUUAUCCUGCGGCAGCUCAUCUAUCUGCAGAUAAUAAUGUGCUUUAGUAUGUACCCAAGUUCAGGAAUGUCAAUGUAAUCGGCGCCAUGGACUGCAAUAAAACCUUGUUCAUUGUCAUGGUUCACAUCA